AUGCAAAACAACCCCCCUCAUCCCCCUCCUUCCUCCCAAUCUUCUUCCCAAAAUCCUCUCCGUCACCACGACUCUCCGUUUCCGCCCCUCGACCCCUUCCGCUACCCCUCCAAUGGCAACUCGUCCCUGGUCAGGAGUGAGAGUGCUCCCAUUAAUAUUCUAGAGGAAAACUCUCACCCUUCCUCCCACCACAUCUCGGAUCUCUCCAAUCUCUCAAUUUCGGCUCGUCAACCGUCUCCAUUGGAUUCUGAUCACCCCCGCUCGUCGCAUCAUCACCCGAUGAAUUUUGCUGCAGCCGCGGCUAACUCCAUUCAGUCUGCGCAUACCGCAUCUGCGCACUCUCUCGCUCCGUUUGCCAAUCGCGGUCACCAGCAAAAGCAGAAGCACCACGUACCUACGAACAAACCCCCGCCGGCAAGGUCCCUGUCUUCCGUUGAGUUGGCUGCCAUUGUCAACGGUGUUUCUACCCCGGGAGUUACUGCCGUUCCAGCACACAUGUCGGCCAAUCCAAACGCUACUGUUUUGUCGGCUUCUGCCUCCGCAGCCAAAGCUGCUGGACAGAAGAAGAUCCCAUCAAAUGCUCCUUCCAAUUCAGGAAAGCCUUCAAGUCUGGGCAAUUCUGCCCCCGCUUGGCACAAAACCGUUUUCGACAUGAUCCAGGAGGACUUUCCGAAGACCCCGUCCAACAUGUUUUCUUCUCCUCUUCCUCCUCCCGGCCUAUCUGGAAUUCAAGAUGGCGGCCAACAUGUAGAACACAGGCCCUCUGGCCAUGAGCGAAGAGCUCGUCUCCCGUCUACGGCUUCAUUGGACAUAGAUUUGGACCGCAUCACCGCCGCGGAUUUGGCAAGUGAUCAUGGAACCGCGCGCCCAGCUGACGAGGGAAUGAGGACACAAGAUCUGCCGCCAAGAAUCCAUCAUCGUCGAUCGGCUUCGAUUAAUUGGCCUGCUGAUCUCUCUGGGUUGCGUUCAAACAUGUCGAGGAGUUCUUCUCGUUCCAACGUUGCGGCUUCUCCUCCCAGCGGUGUGUACUUUCCAAGCAAGCCUUCGGACAUUCCUCCCAUGUCUUCACCGCUUUCGUCAGUGGUCACAGGAUCAGGUAGCAUCUCUACGGGGCUACUCCCGGCUGCAGUCGCUGCUUCAGGUUCGUCGUCAUCGGCGCAGUCUACGUCCCCGACGGGUUCUGUUCGAAAGCAUAACGUGGGGGUGUCUUCCCCGCAAGGGUCACCUGCUACCCACCUGACAGGACGUUCAGGGACAAAUGUGUCCCAUGUUUCAAACAGCACACAUUCCCAGAUGAACCCGUAUUCUCUACCCUCAACUGGACACAACGCAAAUACUUCGCUCAGCAGUAUCGACGACCUCAAUGUUCCAGGCCUCGGAAACUAUGACUUGUUUUACGAGCCGUCUGAAGCAGCGGCACUAGGCCUGACGCCAUCUCAGUCGUCAGUAUUUCAGACUCCGACAUAUCCGUCGUCGCAGAGGAAUAUGGCAUUUGCUUCUGGUCUCGAGAAUUCUCAUGCGCAGUCACUUGGGGGUAGUUCCCAGUACGCUAACGUCUUCCCCGGUAUGGGACUUUAUCCUUCCCCGUUUUCCACGAAUCCCUCAGGGGUGGAAUCUGGCACCGGGGUGUCGCCUGGAUAUACCGAAUCAUUUCGUGAUGGUUUAGCCGCAGCAGACAACUUGAAGAACAUGAGCAUCCAGAUGGCGGCCUUUCUUAGUGCCCAGCAGCAGUUUUACGCUGCGCAGAUGGCGCGUAUGGCGGCCAUUACAGGGACAUCUGCAUUUACCGGGAGUCCUACGCCGUACGGAGCUGGUGCGGUCCCUGGAGGACAUGUAGGCCACACCAGCAAUGCGCCACAUAUGAGAUCGCCAUGGGACGCGCGUGAUCCCACUGCCCCCGUGUAUCGUGGUUAUCCACGAUCGAAGCAUCAUUUUGAUCAAUACCGCGGUGGCCCCAAUGCCGGUCCUCACCUUAGCAAUCAGAAGAAGAACACAGGGCUUGACCUGGGACAUAAAAACCGGGGCCCUCACGGAAGGCGUAGGAACCGUGGACAUGAGGACGUUUUUCUCGGUGUGCAUAAGUCUGGCGAGCGUGUCGGGUAUGGAAACGGUGGGCUUAGUGGCAGUAUGCAAGAUUCUUCUCAUACCAGAUCCGCUCUUCUUGAAGAGUUCAGAGCGACGUCUUUAUCUAUCGGACGUGGAAUUGGCUCGGUCGGAGAUGUCAGUCUGAGUGGCGGAUUUGGUGCGGGCAGUGUUGGAUCCAGUCUUCACAGCGGAAGAGAAUGGCAGUUGUCUGAGAUCAAAGAAAACGUUGUGGAGUUUGCUACAGAUCAACAUGGUUCACGCUUCAUUCAACAGAAGCUUGAAUCUGCAUCUCCCGAGGACAGGGACGCCAUAUUGCGGCAAGCCCUAACUGAGGCACAGCGACUCAUGACAGAUGUAUUCGGAAACUACGUUGUCCAGAAACUUCUCGAUCAUGGAGGUGCGAAUGCUGUGAAACUCAUUGCCGCAGAAUUGGAGGGGCGCAUGCUCGUGCUCUCUCUGCACAUGUAUGGCUGUCGGGUUGUGCAAAAAGCUCUGGAAGUUCUUGAGCCUGGAGCGCGCUCUGUCUUGGUCAGGGAGCUUGAUGGGCAUGUACUGAAGUGCAUUCGGGAUCAGAACGGCAACCACGUCAUCCAAAAAUGUGUGGAGUUGGUCGAACCGGAAUCUGUUCAGUUCAUCGUAGACUCUGUCCACGGGCAAGCUGUUCAGUUGGCCGGUCAUUCCUACGGCUGCCGUGUAGUUCAAAGGAUCUUGGAACAUGGGGCUCCCAGUCAGAAGGCACCCAUCAUGGUUGAAAUCAUGUCUUGCAUAACAGACUUGAUCAAAGAUCAGUACGGCAACUACGUCAUCCAGCAUGUUGUGGAACACGGGACUCGAGAAGAGCGUUCCAUCAUCAUGAAUCUCGUGCGUGGGGAGGUCUGUGAUCUUUCCCAACACAAAUUUGCCUCUAACGUCGUUGAACGUUGCCUCCAGCAUGGAUCAUUGGACGAACGUCAGAUUCUGAUUGAAAUUCUUAUCAUGGGGGAAGGAGACCCAAACUCUUCCCCUCUCAACCAUCUUGUUCGAGAUCAGUUCGGGAACUAUGUGGUUCAGCGCGUAUUAGACGUCGCCAGGCCCCCCCAAAGAGAAAGAGUGGUGACUAUUUUGCGGGCUCAAGUGCCCGCUAUCAAAAAAUACUCUUACGGCAAGCAUAUCAUCGCUCGCCUAGAGGAGCAUCAGAGUAACUCUGGAUCGACUAGUUAUCAUCACGGUCAGGGUCACUCGCACAAUGGAGCAAGCCACGGAAGCCUGCAUCGGGAACGUCAUGUGAGCCCAGCGAUGAUGCCGGCAGGGGUUUCACACGGUUUGCCCUCUGGCCCUAAUGAUUACAUCUACUACGGGUAGGUGACGUGAAAGCGGAUUAUUCAUGUUCGAAGUUGCGCUAGUUGCGCUGUGUAUGUCAAGUUUUGUAAGAUGGCAGACCUAGUGCCCUGGGACGCCUUUCAUGUGAUUAUAGGCAUCCUCUGUAUAUGGCGUUCUCGGGUUCAGCAAGUGUCAAAUAUUGUCGAUCAUGCCUUGUCCCCUAAUGAUUCUCUUGAACAUGGAAGUCUUGGAAAUAGCAGCUUGUAUUUUGAACAGCGUGGGCAAGCUGUCGCAGUAUGGUUGGAUCAGACCGGCCUGCAUGUGAAUGUGUUAACUCGAUACCGUUCGGAAUAGUAGGAUUUUCGUCGGUUUAAUUUCCCUUUGGUAGCAGCAGGGGUGCAUUGAGUAGCAAUGUCCCUGCUCUUAUUUCGUACAUACCGUAGUGCCUGCUGGCAAGUAAUUGCACAGUCUUUUAAACGUUACAAGCAAUUGAGAA
This is a messenger RNA of Chondrus crispus (carragheen), 3880 nucleotides long. RefSeq lists its product as hypothetical. Lineage: Eukaryota; Rhodophyta; Florideophyceae; Gigartinales; Gigartinaceae. Gene Ontology annotation, cellular component: cytoplasm. The record is from RefSeq and is a predicted model, not a curated record. Gene Ontology annotation, biological process: post-transcriptional regulation of gene expression. The transcript has 2 exons. Gene Ontology annotation, molecular function: mRNA binding. The coding region runs from base 1 to 3426 and encodes 1141 amino acids.